GUCCUGUUAUUCACCCGCAAACAAGAAAGUUGCCGGCAGAUAAUCCAUAUAAAUCAAAAUGUUUCUUACCCGAUCCGAGUACGACAGAGGCGUAAAUACCUUCUCCCCAGAAGGCAGGAUAUUUCAGGUGGAAUAUGCCAUAGAAGCAAUCAAGCUUGGCUCUACUGCCAUAGGUAUUCAGACAUCAGAAGGUGUGGUUCUUGCUGUAGAGAAAAGAGUGACAUCACCCCUCAUAGAACCUUCCAGCAUUGAGAAGAUAUUUGAAAUUGAUCACCAUAUAGGCUGUGCAAUGAGUGGUUUGAUAGCAGACUCCAGAACCAUGGUAGACAGAGCUAGGGUAGAGGCACAGAAUCACUGGUUUACAUAUAAUGAAAACAUGAGUGUGGAGAGUGUUACGCAGUCUGUCAGUAAUCUAGCUCUAGCAUUUGGUGAUGAUGAUGCUGAUCCUGGAGCUAUGAGUCGACCAUUUGGAGUAGCUCUGCUGUUUGCUGGGAUAGAUGACAAGGGGCCACAGUUGUUUCACAUGGACCCGUCUGGUACAUUUAUCCAGUAUGAUGCUAAAGCAAUUGGUUCAGCAUCAGAGGGAGCCCAGCAGACACUGCAGGAGGUUUAUCACAAGUCUAUGACACUCAAAGAAGCCUGUAAGAAUGCCUUAACUAUUUUGAAACAAGUGAUGGAAGAAAAGUUAAACUCAUUAAAUGUGGAGUUGGCCACCGUGACACCGGCUGCAGGAUACAAAUUAUUUUCCAAAGAAGAAAUUGAGGAUCUCAUUAAAGACAUAUGAACUGUUCAUCAGGAAUUAAAAAAUUAAUAUGACUAAUUGCAAGGGAAGGAAGUUGUAUAUUAUGAUGUAAAAUUAUAGUGCAUCAAAUUGCUGCAUUAAAAGCAGACUGAGUUGAACAAUGUAUUGUGUGCUGGACAUUUGUGAGGCAGGGGGAAAGUAGAAAAAAAAAGAACUUCAUAGAAAACAAGAUUUCCUAAAUUCUGAAGGAGACAAUAAGAAUUGUUCUUGUGAAAUGCAAGAUAAAAAAUAUUCUCUCUGAAGCAAGGAAGCCAGUGAGCUUUCCAGCAGUCAUUUUGAUGGUCUCUUUGAGAAGAGGACAGCCUCGUGUUACAGAUGGAAGGCUUGUUAAAAUUCCUAUGGCUGGCAUCUUGAUAAAAUCCCCUCUGCCACCCCUGGUCAUUGUCUUUAAACUGUGAAGAUAAAAGUUUAGUCAGACUUGAAUGCGCCCCAUUAUUGUGGACUGAGGAAUUUCUUUUUUUUUUUUUUUUUUUUUUUUUUGGGGGGGGGGUAAUUUAUUUCAUAGAGAUGGCAGCACCACAAUAUAAUUUGAAAAACAAUUUGUAAGUACCAAUAAAUGAUGUCAUUUUCCUAAA
Lingula anatina is the source of this 1377-nucleotide messenger RNA. RefSeq names its product proteasome subunit alpha type-5. NCBI's taxonomy places the organism in Eukaryota, Metazoa, Brachiopoda, Lingulata, Lingulida, Lingulidae. The record is from RefSeq and is a predicted model, not a curated record. Gene Ontology annotation, cellular component: proteasome core complex; proteasome core complex, alpha-subunit complex. Gene Ontology annotation, biological process: proteasome-mediated ubiquitin-dependent protein catabolic process.